Messenger RNA from Fragaria vesca subsp. vesca, 1499 nucleotides. Its product is annotated as bifunctional phosphatase IMPL2, chloroplastic-like. Gene Ontology annotation, biological process: L-histidine biosynthetic process. The transcript has 9 exons. Gene Ontology annotation, molecular function: histidinol-phosphatase activity. The record is from RefSeq and is a predicted model, not a curated record. Bases 74 to 1081 code for a protein of 335 amino acids. NCBI's taxonomy places the organism in Eukaryota, Viridiplantae, Streptophyta, Magnoliopsida, Rosales, Rosaceae.
GUUUCUCACUCCGUCAAGUCCUAACUCUGCAUCUUUGAGCCCUUUCCCGCCUACUUAAACCUCGUUGCCGGCAAUGCUCUCCCAGAUUCCGAAACCCCUCUCCUUCUUCCCCAAUCCUUCCAUUCCCAUUCCCAACCCCAACUCUCUAUCUCUCCGCUUCUCAACUCCCAAUCCCUCACUCUCGCUCACUGACCUUCCCCUCCGCCGCCGUCGAUCCCCAUUCCUCUCUAUGACCUCCGCCCCCGACCGCCCAGACGCCGUCGUUCCCGGCGUCUACGAUAUUGAGCUCGAUCGCUUCGCCGUCGUUGCCAAUAAGGUCGCCGACGCCUCCGGCGAAGUCAUUCGGAAAUAUUUCCGGCAGAAAUUCGAUAUUCUCGAUAAAGCAGAUUCAAGCCCUGUGACGAUUGCGGAUCAAACAGCAGAGGAGCAUAUGAUUUCAGUUAUAUCAGAGAAUUUUCCUUCUCAUGCUGUUUAUGGAGAGGAGAAUGGAUGGAGGUGCAAAGAGAAAUCUGCAGACUAUGUUUGGGUAUUAGACCCUAUAGACGGGACAAAAAGUUUUAUCACCGGAAAACCCGUGUUUGGUACUCUUAUUUCUCUGCUACUGCGGGGAAAACCAAUCCUUGGUAUAAUUGAUCAGCCUAUUUUAAGAGAAAGAUGGCUUGGGUUAAGUGGAAGACAAACUACAUUAAAUGGAAAACUAGUGUCGACUCGCACUUGCGCAAACCUGGCACAGGCUUAUCUGUACACUACUAGUCCACAUCUGUUCAGUGCAGAAGCAGAAGAGGCAUUUAUUCGCGUCAGAAAUAAGGUUAAAGUGCCAUUGUAUGGAUGUGACUGCUAUGCUUAUGCCCUUCUGGCUUCUGGUUAUGUGGAUCUUGUUGUUGAGUCUGGUCUCAAGCCAUACGAUUUUCUUUCAUUGAUACCUGUGAUAGAAGGUGCUGGGGGUGUCAUAACUGAUUGGAAAGGACAUCAGCUUUUUUGGGAAGCUUCUGCCAAUUCACAUGCAACAAGUUUUAAUGUAGUGGCAGCUGGAGAUAAACAGAUUCACCAACAAGCUCUAAAUUCAUUACAAUGGGAAUGAAUAAAAAUAAUGCUGCAAUGCUUCAAUUAUAUUUCAUAGACCAACUACAAAUAUGACAUCAUGGACCUAGGUGGAUUGAUCAUGGGUAAGAUUUUAAAUGCAAAAGGUAAUUGCGAAUAGCUGCCAUCGUAUUCGUAUGAUAUAUCGGCGCAUCACAAUUAUAGAUUUGAAUUUGAAAGUAAAAUGGAUGCUCCUUUUCUUGUUUGUUGGUGUUUUUUGACCAUCUCGUCUUCAGUUGUAAAGGUGAAAGAACCCAACACCACCUUCAACUUUUUGUGCGAGAAAGGAAUUGAAAAGGAGUGGCGUUUGUAAUUGCAUCGAGGCAAUAAUUGUCUUGUGAAAACUUGAUUUGUUGAGUAAAUAUGCUACUCUUGUUCAUUCAAGGUUCUGGCAAUAUAUGUGGCUCAAGUGAUCCGAC